This is a messenger RNA of Trypanosoma brucei brucei TREU927, 2835 nucleotides long. RefSeq lists its product as hypothetical. The transcript has a single exon. Gene Ontology annotation, molecular function: structural constituent of chromatin. Gene Ontology annotation, cellular component: lamin filament. Gene Ontology annotation, biological process: chromatin organization. Lineage: Eukaryota; Euglenozoa; Kinetoplastea; Trypanosomatida; Trypanosomatidae. Bases 1 to 2835 code for a protein of 944 amino acids. The record is from RefSeq and is a predicted model, not a curated record.
AUGGGUCGGGCAACAGAGGCACAACGUGCCGAAAUGGCAAAGGAGGAAAAACUACAGCGGGCGCUGCAUGAAAACCGGCAACUCAAACAAGAGGUUCUGGGAUUGCGCGAUAAGUUGAAGAUAUUGCAAGUAAAGUUUAAUAAGGUAACUAAUGACCUGAAGCGUGUUUCACCUGACAUGUUAAAACAUCUUAACGAGGUUGCUUCAUCCGCUGCAACAUCACCGCCCCUCUCGUCAAUGCGGACCGCCACAAGCGUUGGCGGUGCUUAUGCUACCCGGCAAUCAACACCGGGUAAAAGAUCAUUUUCUCUUCAGCCGCAUGCGGGAACCGGUGAGGGGGCUGCUCUAUCAUUGGGAGAGGCGGUGGACCCUGCAGAGUUGCAACAGUGCCGUGAAGCACUUCAUCGCGCCCAAUUAGAGAUCGUAGCGUUACGUGCUAAUACCGCCGCAACUGUGGGGGGUACAACAGCUGGUCCCUCGCCACCAUCUCCGGCUAUGGUCACUGUAAUAGAAAAACUUAGACAGGAUCUUGCUAGCGCUGUGGUGGAGCGAGACCAACGCGCUGCUGAGGUUAGUGUACUUCGUGACGAGUUAACACGGACUCGCACCCAACUGGAAGAUGUGCAAUUCACUCAACAGCAGCAACUUGCUGUGGAGAGGCACACUUGUGGCAUGCUUAACGGGCGUGCCCAAGCGGCCGAGAGUGGAAAACAGCAGCUGGAAGCCGAAUUUCGUCGUUCCGUUGAAAUUCUCACACGGGAACGGGAUGAACUUGCACUUAAGCUUCGCCUGUUACAAGAGGAGAUGGACAGCGAAAAACGGUACGGGGCGGGCACCGUUGAUCCCACACAGCUUGUUCAAGUUCAGGCAGAUUUGCAGGAUAAGUCAAGGCAAAUCACUAUUUUGACUAGUCGUAUGCAAGGGUCGCAGCAGCAGGUGGAGACUCUUAAGAACGAAUGCAGUCGCCUUUUGGAUGAACUCCAGAAGUUUCACGCGAUGCAUACAGAAACGAAGCGGCAGCUACUGGAACUGGAAGGUGAGCGAAAUUUGUUGCAAGUACGCUGUGCACGUGUCGAGGAGUUAGAACGGACCGUGAAGCACAAAAGCGAGGAACUUAUUCGUACCGAGCAGGAACUUUUGCGCACAGCAAGUACCCUGCAGAGUUGCAAUAGAGAAACUGAAGAGGCUGUUCGACGUGAAUUCUCCUCCCGCCUGGCAGAUGUUCAGGGAAUGCGGGACUCUGCUGAGGCACAACGGCGUGAAAAGGAACGACAGCUCCUCGAGGCGCAACGUGAGUUGGGGGAGCUGCGUCGUCAGUUAGAACUCACUCGCGAAAACGCCACUAUGUUCCAAGCGCAGUUGGAGAAAUCGGAGGAGGAACGACAAAAGUUAUCAGCAAUGGCCUCCGUGGCGGGGUAUACUGUGAAAGAGUUCGGUGAUGAAAAGGUUAGACGUGCCCUGGCGGUAGUGGCCAUGCGAGGUGACUCUGGUAUUGACCGUAACGGUGGGACCGGAGGCGUGACAAAUGGGUUUAGUGAUAAGGUUCCGGUCAAUGCGUCAGACGGCGCGGCGGGGGAGGCGCUUGAAAUGUGGGAUGCACUUCGGUGGGAUGAGGGAUGGGAGGCACAACAGUUGCGUGAAGCACUUGCAAGCGCCGCCCUCGACAUGGAACUGGCCGAAUCCCGCUGUACUCAAAUGAACGAACAACUUGAACGAAAUCGUCACCUAAUGCAGCAGCUGUCGCAUGAACGCGACGCACUGUUAGAAGAGAACAUAGAGAUGCGGCGGCGGCUCACGCAUGUUCAAACUGCGUUUGCCAAACAGCAACUGGAGUCAUACAAUGCGGCGAAGACGCGUGGCACCACAAAUGGAGGAAAGGGAUCAAGCGAUGGUAUUAUCAACUUUUGCAUACAUGAUUUGGAGUGUAACGAUGCAAUGCUGCGUGCUUUGGGUGCUUCCCAAGUCGCCGGUGCGGCUGUCACUCUGUUCUUCUCGCUCGAUGGUCUACGGUCGUACGAUACGAUGAUGUCGCCCAUGUUCUACUCACUUGAUAGCCCUCUUGACAUACGCUUCUGCUACGAUCGUCUUGACCGUGAUGAAGCUACUGUUGCGGAGAUACGUGCAACAACGUUCGUGUUUCAACUUCACCAGGUAUGUGGCACGGGAACAAACAUUGUCGCUAUGGGGGAACUUCCGGGUGUUGCGCUUCUGCAGGCACGAGAAUCAGCCGUUCUGGAACGCGUUAAGCUAGUAAGCGGUAGCGGGGAGGAAGUUGGGGUUGUCGCCGUUGAGAUGUGUGCUCUCAACCUGUUGUUACCUAUUCUGCUGGAUCGUCCACUCUCAGGCGUUGGAAAGGAUGGCGACUUUUGUCUCAGCUCAGACGCAGUGCGUGCAGCACUGGUGGCCAUGCGCAGUGUCGUUGCACUCCGUGUGCAAGUUUUCCGUGCUGAUGGCCUGCAGAAUUCACCCACACCGCAACCGUAUGUUUUCUACACCGCGGCGAUGCCAUCUACGACACACGGUGGGAUUAGUUGUAUCCGUGAUACAGUUGUUCACACGUCCACGAAAGCCUUAACAUCCGAUCCUGUGUUUGACGAGGAACCUAUCGACCAUCGUGUGGUAGUGGACAGUGAGUUGAUUUCAUUUGUGUCUGAGAGCUCGGUGGUAUUUGUUGUGUUUGACGCGCAGGCGCGAGAUGUGCGUUCGAAUUUGGGCGUUGCGGAGGUUCCAUUAAGGCCAUUACUUGCAUCACCACAGGCGGUAAUACGCAAGACGGAGGUGUUACAUCCACAGGGAACGCUGAGCAUCGGACUAUCGUGGGUGUGUAGAAGUUAA